Pisolithus orientalis is the source of this 2187-nucleotide messenger RNA. Its product is annotated as common central domain of tyrosinase-domain-containing protein. The record is from RefSeq and is a predicted model, not a curated record. The transcript has 16 exons. NCBI's taxonomy places the organism in Eukaryota, Fungi, Basidiomycota, Agaricomycetes, Boletales, Pisolithaceae. Gene Ontology annotation, molecular function: oxidoreductase activity. The coding region runs from base 1 to 2187 and encodes 728 amino acids.
AUGCCCUGGAGUCCUGGAGUUCGACAAUACGGGGUCCUUAAGGAUUUUUUUGACUCACUCUGGUCGUCCCCGAAAGAGAUAAAUACCGGUCAUUCCUUGGGCACCCCCUCAUCCUUCACCUCCAGUGACACUAUAGCUAUGCAAGAGAGCCAACAGAACACGCCGGGGACAGCCACUUACUAUUACCCUGUCGUCGGGCGUAAGAAUACAGGCGCCGUUUAUGACCGUAUUCACAUCACAGACAUGGAGAAGAGCUAUCCUUACCAGUUCUCACUCUUCAUCCUUAGCUACUCCGCGAUCCAAGGUGUCCGUGACACCUCUCUCGGUAUCACCUUACCAGAUAUCGAGUUGCCAGCGGCCUCCUACUUUGAGAUUGCUGGGAUUCAUGGCAAGCCUUACCGCGAGUACGCUGGGGAUAGGAAGACCCCGAAAGAGAGGGUGGCAGACUAUGAUGAGAAUAAUCCUAAGGAUACGUUGCCCACUCCUUCAAGGUUUGGAGGCUAUUGCAACCAUGGAUCUGUGUCGUUCCCCACUUGGCACCGCCCGUACAUGAUGCUGAUCGAGCAAGUAGUCGGAAACGUUGCCGACCGUAUCGCAGCCAAUAUCGAAAAACAGUAUCCGGCAGAAGUUGGGAAAUGGGUUCCACAGGCCCAGCAACUGCGCUUUCCGUUUUGGGACUGGGCUGAUCCAGCAACCAAUGCACAAGGGUUACCCGCCGUACUUUACGAGGACACUGUGGUGAUCACGCUCCCGGGAGGUCAAACCGCGACCGUUCAGAACCCCAUUGCGUACUAUACCUUUCAAGAAGGCUUUCCUUACGACUUCGCAGACGUAUACAACUCAUCGACUGGUCAGACGGCAUACUACUCGAAGUGGACGCGGACUUAUCGGCAUGCCCCAAGUACCCCUCAGGGGGGUACUGACAUAUCUGGAGUCCAAACUGCUAUCGAGUCACAGGCGUCUCAUCUUAGCUCGGGGAUAGGUCUUCUGUUUGCAUUCCCAGACGGGAUGGAUCCUGCAAUUGCCUACGACGAAUUCUCCAAUGAAGUGACCGAAUCAAAAAGGCAGGAAGACUACUUCAAUAGUGGAUCCCUGGAAGCUCUCCAUGGUAUUAUCCACGGCACUAUUGGUGGAAAUGGAGACAUGACUGAUCCAGAUUAUGCUGCUUUCGAUCCCAUCUUCUUCUUCCAUCAUAGCAACGUCGAUAGGCUGAUUGCACUGUGGGAAUGGUGCUACCCAAACUAUUGGAUGGGUGAUGGCUACGUCGAUGCCGGCGUGAGUUACACUUGGACGCAGCAACGCGGGACCUUUGGUCAAGUGUAUAAUGAGCAAAUCCUUCCUAAUGGCGCUCGCGGGAAUUUGUACCCUUUCAGGAAUGAUAAUGGGACGUACUGGACCUCAGAUCAAUGCCGUUUCUUAGAUGCGAAUGCUUAUCCUAAAUACUACUCCUACCCAGAAUUUCAGGGUGUUAAGGUUGAUCAGACGGCGACAGAUGCCGAACGCGCUGCAGGUCGCGCAAGAAUCGCCAAGUACUACGGCUUCGACCCCCAGCAAGCGGCAACACAAGUAGACACGGAGGCGUGGAGCCACUUGCCCGUUCCAUCGCCCACGGAUGCUGGGCUUCCUCAGACUUUCCAGGCGAUUAAGAACUACCGCGUCUUCGUGGUCCUGGUCCAGCUUCCGGAAAACGCAUUUAAUACAUCGUACCACUUCGAAUUGCAUCAAACUAGUGGCAGCCAAACUUUGAUUGGCACGGUGACGGUUUUCACUCGGCCGGACUAUUCGCCAUGCACGGCCUGUGCUUUGCGACGGGAAAUGAACACCGUGGUCCGCGGCGUUAUAACGCUUCCUCCUUCCCUUCUGAACGACAUCAUUGUCAGCGGCGCUGGCGGUGGCAACGCAACUCUGGAAACGACGACAGAGGCAAUUGCGCAGAGUUUGACGGGAAAGUUGUUGGAUCCAUCUCGCCAGGUAGUGUCGACUGCGCAGGGUGGGACGCGCGCGCCAACUGUGCCGCCAAACCAGACGUCCCCGCCAAACAUCGUGCCGAGUGGUGUGACACUGUUCAGUGCGGCCGUUGCGGAGAAGACAGAUGACAAGACCUACCCUGUGCAGCUGUAUGAUUGGCAGAAGCACAAUUCAUUGUUCACUAGUGGUUGGCAGCACCAGGUCAAGCCAGCUUCUUGA